UGAUUUUGACUCGGACUGGAUUCCACCAUUUCAACUUGAGGAAUUAGUACUCGGGUUUUCAAAUCCCAACCUUCCUGCGUGGUUUUAUACACAACAAUAUCUUGAAAGAUUAACUAUAUGGGAUUCAUCAUUUGAGGCUCCAGACAAAUUUUGGAAUUUGGUAUCAUCAGUGAUUGAACUCGAAUUAGAAGACAAUUUGAUAGACGGAGACAUGUCAAAUGUGUUGUUGAACUCUACAAUCAUUGAUAUAUCAUCAAAUCAUUUGAAAGGUUGCUUGCCUCAAUUAUCAGCAAACGUGGUUAUUGUCUCAUUAUCAAAUAAUUUAUUAUCAGGAGAAUUGUCUCCCCUCUUAUGUGGUCAUAAUGUGUCGAAUGGGAAAAACAAUUUGUUGUAUUUGGACAUAUCAUUGAAUAAUCUAUCUGGAGGACUUACGAAUUGUUGGAAGAAUUGGAAAUCUUUGGUUGCUGUUCACUUGGGAAGCAAUAAUCUAUCAGGAAAGAUACCUCCAUCACUGGGCUUCUUAUCUAAUCUCACCUCACUCCAUUUGCAUGAGAAUAAACUACAUGGUGACAUUCCUCUCUCAUUGCAUAAUUGUCGCUCUCUGUUGGUCUUUAAUGUUCGCAAUAACCAAUUAUCAGGAAACAUACCACUUUGGAUAUCUCAUGGUGUAUUGGCUCUCCAAUUAAGGUCCAAUCAUUUUAGUGGUAAAAUCUCACCACAAAUAUGUGAAAUGUCUUCCCUCAUUGUGUUGGAUAUUGCACAAAACACAAUCUCCGGUCAUAUACCCAGUUGUCUUGGUAAUAUCAAAACCCUACUUUUCAACAAUGUUUCACGCCACAAACUUUCUUUUGAAUUUCCUUCAUUUGGUGAUCGUUACUUAAUCAAUGACGACAGUCUUGAAUUGGUUACUAAAGGUCAAGUGUUACAAUAUGAAAAAAACCUACACUUUAUGACCUUAAUUGAUAUGUCAAGCAACAAUUUGUCCGGAACAAUACCUCCACAGAUGUUUAGUCUCGUUGGAUUGCAUUCCUUGAAUUUAUCCAACAACAAAUUAGCAGGAAAAAUACCAAAUGAGAUAGGAAACAUGAAAAACUUAGAGUCCCUCGAUUUUUCUACAAACCAACUUGGGGGAGAAAUUCCUCCGAGCUUAUCUAGAUUGUCCUUUUUGGGUUACUUGAACUUGUCAUUCAACAAUUUGACAGGCAAAAUACCAUCAGGCACACAACUUCAAGGGUUCUCUGCACUUAGUUACAUGGGCAAUCAUGAUCUUUGUGGACUCCCACUGACCAAAACGUGCUUUCCGGAUGAUAAACAUAAAGACAGAGAGGUUGUGCAUGAAGGUGGAAAUCAAUUUAAAUUUUUGACAUGGUUUUACAUCGGAAUGGGAUCUGGAUUUGUGAUAGGCUUUUUGGGAGUUUGUUGUACUAUUUUCUUAAACCAAAAAAUUGAGACAUGCUUCCUUUAA
Molecule: messenger RNA, 1465 nt
Organism: Vigna umbellata (rice bean)
Lineage: Eukaryota; Viridiplantae; Streptophyta; Magnoliopsida; Fabales; Fabaceae
Source: RefSeq, a predicted model, not a curated record